AUGAUUAACUCGACCGUCAUACCGAUUCCGGAGAUUCCUAUUCUUAACGACACUUCUUCAUUUCAUAAGCCAUUAAACAAUCGUCCGGUAUCUCGACAUUCUCUAUCAAUUGGCACACUUUCGUUUCGUAAUAUAAGAUACACUAUUAGUGAUUCAUUUAUCCGCAACGUGCGUACAUUACUUGGCGGUUCUUCUUUCCAAUCUGAAUCCCGAAAACAGAUUCUGGAUGAUGUGUCUGGUAUUUUUACAUCAGGAUUGAAUGCCAUUAUGGGGCCAACUGGAUGUGGAAAAUCUUCACUGAUCGAUGUUCUUGCCGGUCGAAAAGAUCGGAAAGGCUUAUCCGGCGAGAUAUUUCUUGAUGGUUUGCCCAUCACAUCUUCGUUCAAAUACAUGGCUGGUUAUGUUGUUCAAGACGAUAUUAUAUGUGGAACACUAACGAUACGAGAGAAUAUCAUGUUCGCCGCGAAUACUCGUCUCGGAGCGGGGCUUUCAUUCGAAGAACGCAAAAAGCGUGUUACACAAGUGAUUGAACAGCUCGGACUCACAUUACGUGCAGAUACAAGAAUAGGAACGGAAUUGUCUCGUGGUGUGUCUGGCGGAGAACGAAAACGGACAUGUAUUGGGAUGGAAUUAGUCCUUAAACCAAAAGUCUUGUUUCUUGAUGAACCAACCACAGGUCUUGAUGCAUCGACAGCACAAAGUGUCAUCGAACUUUUGAGUAAAUUAUCCAAACAUGGACAUACAAUUGUACUUUCGAUUCAUCAACCACGCUAUUCCAUUUUCAAUUCAUUCGAUAGAGUAGUUUUAAUGUGCAAGGGAAAAAUAGUUUAUAACGACUCACCGCAAAACGUUUUGCCUCAUUUUCUGCAGGUCGUUUACAAGCGUCAAGAACAUGAAAAUCCUGCUGAUCUCACAUUGGAUAUUCUUAUUGACGCGAAUCGGAACGAUAAAAUUUUUUACAAACUAGUCCAAUAUUACCAUAGGACACCAAUUUGUCAAAGAAUACCUUCUCAGAUUAAUGAACAAAUACGAGCGGCUGUUAUAGCUUCCUCUUCUUCAAACGAGAAAAAUGUUUUCAAACGGUCGUUUCGAAGAGAAUUGUAUUAUCUAUCGAAACGAUCGUUGACCAAUACAAUUCGAAAUCCAUUGUUAUUCCUAUCCCAAAUUGCCGUGGCAAUAUUUGUUGGCUUGUUAAUUGGUCUCGUUUUUUUUAAUAUAACAAAGACCAUCGAUCCUGGUGUACCGAAUCGAUUGGGAGCGAUAUUCAUGAUUGUGUCCAGUCAAAUCUUAGCGACAGUCACAGCGAUUGAACCGUUGGUCAAAGAACGGGCAUUGUUUAUUCAUGAGAUUGUGAGUGGAUAUUAUCGAAUUCCGACGUUUUUUCUGACGAAACUUACUUGUGAUAUGUUUCCGCUACGAAUUAUUCCAUCAGUGGUGUUUUCCGUCAUUGUCUAUUUUCUCAUUGGAUUGCAAUCCAGUGCAAGUCAAUUCUUUAUUUUUCUUCUAACUGUAUUCAUGUGCAGUAUAUUUGGAUCAGCUAUAUGCUUCUUCUACUCUGCACUUCUACCAAUAUUUGCUGUGGCAUUGAUUGUCGUCGUACUUGUUUUUGUUGUCAUGAUGGUAUUUUCGGGUUUUAUAGUCGAUUUGAGUAGUCUAUACAGUUGGAUAGGCUGGAUCAAAUGGCUCAGUGCUUUUCGAUAUGCAUCGAAUAUGUUGACGAUCAAUGAAUUUCGUAAUAUAACUUUCUGUGUCGUAAAUAUGACGUCGAUUUGUCCGUUGACUGGAACGGAAGUGUUAACAAGAAACGAAAUCAAAUAUGAAACGUAUUGGGAUCGAUGGCAAAAUAUUUUCGCAUUGGCAUUGAUGUCUGUUUUCUUCUUUGUUUUAGCUUUUAUUGAACUAAUUCGAAUGAAGAAGACAAAAUAG
Molecule: messenger RNA, 1926 nt
Organism: Adineta ricciae
Lineage: Eukaryota; Metazoa; Rotifera; Eurotatoria; Adinetida; Adinetidae
Source: the annotation of a GenBank genome assembly